GGGCGGUGCCUGCGGCGAGGGCGGCCCAAGGUCGGAGCGGGGCGGCGGGGCCAGGCCCGGCGCUGCCCGCAGAUGGAGUACGACUGGCUGGGCUUCGGCUACGCGGCGCUUGUGGCGGCGGGCGGCGUGGUCGGCUACGCCAAGGCGGGCAGCGUCCCCUCCCUGGCGGCCGGGCUUCUCUUCGGGGGCUUGGCGGGGCUCGGCGCCUACCAGCAGUCCAAGGACCCGAGGAACGUGUGGCUCUCCCUUGUGGCGUCUGGAACCUUGUCUACUGUUAUGGGAAUGAGAUUUUACAACUCCAGAAAAGCAAUGCCCGGGAUAAUUGCUGGUGCCAGUUUACUGAUGGUUGGACGGCUUGGACUGCAGAUCAUGGAAAAGCCUCUUAAGCCAUAACUUGGCAUCAAGUCAUCUGAAGAUACGUCAUUGAGAAGCCUGAAAAUGCAACUGCCUGAAUGUGCUACACAGAGGUGGAAGAGGCACUGCUACCUGUGCAUUGUAUUUUUCAUAUCCUAACGCAUGUGGGUUGUGUUUUUAAAGGACUGACAUUGACAGCCCUCGUUAUGUCUUCCAAAAUGGUAUUUGUCUUAACAUUUUCUGCACUAUGAGGCAAGAAAAUAAAGUGUUUAGCUUCUGGACCUGCAGUUUACUGUAGGCAAAGGCCUCUUGGCACUUGCCUGCAGACAGUUGCAGGAUUGAAGCUUAAAUGUACAUCUGUACUUGUCACUCUAAAAUCAUCUAUACCUCUAAAACAAGGGAAGAGGAGUUGCCAAUUUGUCACUAGUAAUUACUAUAACAAACAUGCUUAUUACGUUACUUCUCCCUGUCCUUGCCAGUUUAUCCAGUCACGAUGUUUGUCAGUCAGGGACUUUGUUCUCCCAGCACUGUGUGUUAGAACCUGGUCCCACAAAACACAAUCGCGGAGCAGGCUGUCAAGGUAAUUAAUUAACUGUAAUGCAAUUAGUGCAAACCUGUUACUUGCAAUUACUUAUAAGCAAAACUGCCCAGCUAAAUGUCAUUCAUUUAACUUUUACAGAUUAUUAUUCAUAAACCAAAAAUAUGCUUUAUUAGAUAAUGCUGAAUUUUAGGCAGAACUCUUGCAUUUAAUGACAAUUAAAAUGUUACUCUAAAUAAACCAACAUAUUAUUAUUACAAA
Falco peregrinus (peregrine falcon) is the source of this 1153-nucleotide messenger RNA. Its product is annotated as transmembrane protein 14C. The record is from RefSeq and is a predicted model, not a curated record. Gene Ontology annotation, cellular component: mitochondrial membrane. The transcript is spliced from 4 exons. Lineage: Eukaryota; Metazoa; Chordata; Aves; Falconiformes; Falconidae. The coding region runs from base 73 to 393 and encodes 106 amino acids. Gene Ontology annotation, biological process: regulation of heme biosynthetic process.